Tribolium madens (black flour beetle) is the source of this 3539-nucleotide messenger RNA. RefSeq names its product anillin (gene scra). Lineage: Eukaryota; Metazoa; Arthropoda; Insecta; Coleoptera; Tenebrionidae. Gene Ontology annotation, biological process: actomyosin contractile ring assembly; septin ring organization; mitotic cytokinesis. Gene Ontology annotation, cellular component: actomyosin contractile ring. The coding region runs from base 135 to 3371 and encodes 1078 amino acids. The transcript is spliced from 14 exons. The record is from RefSeq and is a predicted model, not a curated record.
CCGAACUGCUAUUUCAAAUUGAACCUUCAAGGAUAAACUCAACGGUAAUUUAUCAACAACUGUUUUUAUACCAAACAGUGAACCUUUUGCACGAAGUGUAAAUUUAAUUUAUCACACGACGACCUUGCGCUUAAAUGGACUCGUUUACGGAGAAUCUUUUAACACGAGCGAGGGAGCGUCAGAAACUCCUCGAAGACUACAACAGUGAUUUGAAAAAGACUCCUCCUCGCAAUGGUAAAGUAACGACUUUAUCCCAACCUAACUUAAAUGCAAACUCUCCCAACAAAUUGGAAAAUAAUUCGAAAUCUGAAGGUAAUUUAACACGCACACACAUCUCAUCCGAUUUCACCUCUCAUAAAAGCCUAAAUAUACAAAAUGAUAGUUUUAAUAUGGAAAUUAAAGUAAGUUCAGCUGAUAAUAUUCAUGUUGAAGUGCAAAUUGAGGAGCAGUGUGAUGAUGAAACAAAUGGGGGUGACAAAAAUGAUGGGGGCCUAAGGCAGGAUGCUAAAAAUAGACUAAACAGGCUGGGGAAAUUAUAUGCGGGGGGUGAUGAUGCUGAUAUUUCUUCCCCCAUUCAUCGGACUGAAGCUAAAUUUUGUGCAGAUGGAUCACCCACAAAACAGCUAUCAGAAAAUGCAAGGAAUAAGAGAGGCUUGAGCAAACUGGCCGAUUUAGCACAAAGAGUGAAUCAGUUUGAAGACGACUUAACUCCAGUACGCAAAGAAAGAGACAAUUCUCCAGCAAAAACAAAGAAAUCAUGGAAACCUCCAGCCCCGAAACCGCCAAACACACCACCAAAAUCGGCGACAAAAUACAGAGCUCCAGAUCCCCCAGUUAAAGAAACUCAAGAACAAAAACAAGUAAAUUGGGAUAAAAAAGUUCUCGAUUCUCUUGAAUCGCAAGGUUUUCAACGGACAGAAUCCAGUUCGAAAUUGGUGUACAAAUACAAGACGCAACAAAACAAAGAAAACGUCCAUGAGAACAACGAACAAGCAAUUAGGAAACCCCCUUCUCCUCAAAAAAGUAAUAUUAGAGCGACUGCAAUUGCUGAUAAAGCGGCUUUAUUCGAAUCAAGUCCCAGUAGACAGUCAAAAGAUCCCGCUUUAUUGUCUGUUUCUGAAAGAAAAGCGUUAUUUGAGAAAAACAAAGGAGCAGCUUUGGUGCCUAAAGCACCAUUCGCUAUGGCCACACCUAUAAAAAAAGAUCCCCCAAAAGAGAAAAAAGUCACGGCUCCAGCAUCACCGAAAAAAGAAGUAGCGACACCAAGAGGUGAAGGAAUUGCGAAUAAAGUUGCUGCUUUGUUUGAACAGAAAAGUACAAUUUCGUCAGAACAGAUUGAAAGUAAUGUAAGGGAGCAAAGACAGAAAGAAAUGGAUCUGUUAUUGAAUAGAUUUCAUAAAAACAAUGACGAGGUGGUGAAUGAAGAAGAGGAGUUUGAUGAUGAUACAGAAGAAACAGCAAUGAUUGAUGAAAAAUCGAAGAACAAAGUUGCCGUUGUUAGUCCUAGGGAGAAAAGGAGGAGCAGUGGCAAUAAAAGAUGUCUUACAGGCAAGGGCGAUAGUCCGAAAGUGGCCGCUGUUUUAAGUGAAGUGAAACGAAUUAAAGUAACACCGCAAAGGACAGGUCGAUUAUACCCAAGUUUGACAGAUAUCGAAUCAGUGACAGAAACCGAAAACGAAAGCCCAAGUCCUACAACAAACGGUCAUAGCAGCAGCGACAACAGUUUUGCUGAAUCUGACGAUGCAAAUACUAGUUUUGGCCGAGAUAUUCUACGAGCAGUUUGCCAGAAUCAAACGCCUCAAAAAAGACAAAUGAUGGAUGAGAGUGCAAGCGAUUUGUCUGAUGUUUUGGAUGAUAUGGACGAUUACAUCGACGAAGCUUUGGCUUAUAAUGGCCAAAAUGACGGUCCAACGCCGCCUAAGCAAGAGCGAAAAUCACCAAUUGAAUCAUCCCAUUCAUUCAACUACAAGAGCUUCCAACCUGAAUUUAAGACUCCGACUAAAGUAACACCUGACCAACUACCCACCCAUGUCGUAGAUGGCGAAAACAUCCUCCCUCUCACCCACACUGUCAGUUUUUACCGCAAACAACAAACCCAAGUGUCCACACCACCGGUGCGACAAAUAAUCCGGGCGAUGUCGAUUGAAGAAUCCCCGGAAAAGCCGGAGGAAGAGGACCAAAUCCGGGUGAAAAUCCGAGAGUUGCGAAACGAAGUAAGCAAACAAGAAAUGAUCAUUUCACAAACGAGUCAAGCGCUCAAUUUGUGCAACUCUACACCGGAAUUUAUGGGAUCGACGGAACAAGUCGAAGCUGAAAGAGUUCUACUUGUUGCAACACAUCGGCGACAAGCUGCAAUCCUUGAAAGUCAACGACUUGAAGUGGAAAAAACACUCAAACCGCAAACUGAUCGAAGUAACCAAUUUCCAUUAGAAAAAGGCACUUUGACCUUAUCCAAAAUCGUACUUCCGUUGAAACACAAAUACGUCACUGCUCUCUCUGCCGCCGGAGGUAAAGGUCAUCAUGUCGUAUGUCUUGUAAAAUAUUCGGAUCAAGUUCUACCAACCCAACUUGUUUCCACGAUUGCCUCUAAUAGAAAAAACCCUGAACUCGAAUUGCAAAUCCCAGGCACAAUCACCUUCAAGAAUGUUUACAGCGACUUUGCUGUAGCUUUUGAAGUGUAUUGUCUUCAAGCACAGGAGGAAAUUCUCCCACACGAAGUCAAAUAUCACAUUAAGAAACCCAACACUAAAUUGACACCGAAAAAAACAAAAGAAUCACGUUUGAUGCGACCGAUUAAAGAAUCACCAGCUGGGCCACAAGUGGUGAGGUCGCCGACGUUUGCAUUGAUGGGAUACGUCGUGUUUUCAUUGCAGACGAUUAACAAAAAACACUGGAGCUUAAUUAAUACGCCGUCUAUGAGCCCAUUGGAAGGUACAAUUGAAAUGUCACUUUCGUACGAAUUAUCAGUGACAAUUGAGCAUCGGGGCUUUCUGACAAUGUUUGAGGAUAUUUCCGGAUUUGGGGCUUGGCAUCGUCGAUGGUGUCUCCUAAAAGGCGACACUUUGAGCUAUUGGAAAUAUCCGGAUGAUGAAAAGAAAACUCCACCAAUUAAUUCGAUAAGUCUCCGAGAUGCAAUUACGAAACAAGUCGGCCCUGUUAGUAGGGAAAUUUGUGCCCGCCUUCACACUUUCCUUAUAGAGACAGAACGAGAAGGUCUUCCUCACGACAAAGACAGUUUAGUGACAAUUCGGAAGGGUUCGAAAACUAUCAUUAGACAUCUUCUCUCCGCUGACACUAAGGAAGAGAGGAUCGAGUGGUGCAACAAAUUUAAUUCGGCCUUAGCCGCAAUUCACUUUACUAAACGCGAGUAAUUUUUUAUACUUUUUUAACACUUACUUUAUAUUUUUAUUAUGCUAGUUGUAUAAAUAUAUUCACUUAUUCUAAUCGAUUUUAACAAACAAAUAAUAUACAUAAUUGUUAAAAAAUUUAUUUGUAGUGAUACAAAAUUAAUGAAGCAAAAAUUUUAACAUAAUAGUGCU